Selaginella moellendorffii is the source of this 654-nucleotide messenger RNA. RefSeq names its product bidirectional sugar transporter SWEET7b. Gene Ontology annotation, molecular function: sugar transmembrane transporter activity. The transcript is spliced from 6 exons. Lineage: Eukaryota; Viridiplantae; Streptophyta; Lycopodiopsida; Selaginellales; Selaginellaceae. Gene Ontology annotation, biological process: carbohydrate transport. Gene Ontology annotation, cellular component: membrane. Bases 1 to 654 code for a protein of 217 amino acids. The record is from RefSeq and is a predicted model, not a curated record.
AUGACGCUCGCCGGCGCAAUUCGCACUGUCAUGGGGAUCAUCGGAAAUGUGAUCGCUUUCGGCCUCUUCCUGUCCCCUGCGCCAACCUUCCGGAGUAUCGUCAAGAACCACACCACGGGCGACUUCUCGGGAGCCCCUUACGUCGCGACGCUCUUCAACUGCUUGCUCUGGGUGCUCUACGGCCUUCCCUUCGUUACUUCCAACAGCGUGCUCGUGAUCACGAUCAAUACAAUCGGCUGUGUGAUCGAGAGCGUCUAUCUGGGGAUCUUCCUCUUCUACGCCUCCAAGAGAAUCGAGAAGGCCAGAGUAGCCGGGAUGAUCAGCAUCGUCUUGACGGUUUACUUGGGGAUUGUUUUGGCUGUUUUCAUGGCUUCCAAGGACCAUCACACACGCCGGAAGUUUGCUGGGAUUUGCUGCGCUGUAGUCACCAUUGCAAUGUAUGCUUCUCCUCUUUCCAUCAUGAGAACAGUGAUUUCUACCAAGAGUGUCCAAUACAUGCCCCUCCUGCCGCUCGUGGCCGGGCUUUUCAAUGGAGCUACCUGGACUGCGUAUGGAUUCCUGGGACAACCACACGACUACUACAUUGUGGAAGUUGGAAGACAAGGGAGCAAAACGCAUACUCAGGCAUUCUCCACAACACCCCCUAUUUCGUGA